Oppiella nova is the source of this 1760-nucleotide messenger RNA. The record is from the annotation of a GenBank genome assembly. Lineage: Eukaryota; Metazoa; Arthropoda; Arachnida; Sarcoptiformes; Oppiidae.
UCUUUCCAUUAGAGGAGAAUAUGUGUCAAAUCAGAUAUAAAAGGGUCAAACGGACAUGGCACUCCUAUCAGUACAUAUCGGUGCUGUUCAAGGAUUAUAUCUUCUCGUGUCUGAAGCCAAAUGGCAGACAAUUAUUGUUUGUUAUAUUUUCAGUGUGUUGGCAGGCAUUGGAGUACUCGCAGUUUAGAAUAGGUGCCCACCGUUAUUUUAGUCACCGGAGUUUCAAAGCGAAUUGGAAACUUCGGUUAAUCUUAAUUAUAUUGCAGACCCUGUCGGGUCAGAAGUCGGCCAUAGACUGGACACUGGACCACCACACGCACCACAAGUUUGAGGGCACAAAUGCCGACGCCGUGAGUCUGGGUCGGGGCUUCUUUUUCGCUCACAUCGGGUGGCUUAUGAUGGAAAGGCAUCCCCAAUGUGUCGAAAAGCGCAACAAACUGAAUGUCGACUACUUGUGGACUGACCCCAUCGUUAGACUACAGCACGAAUACUAUGUGUUUCUAUUCAUUGUCAUCAAUAUAUUGAUUCCAACGCUUACUCCUUAUAUAUUAUUUGGCGAAAGUUUAGUCCUUAGCUUUUAUACAUGCUUUGCAUUCAGAUUUGUAUAUACAAUGCAAUUGGCAUUAAGUGGAAACUCUUUUGCUCACAUGUAUGGGUACCGCGAAUACGACAAGUCCUCCACAUCUACUCAUAACAAACCACUCAAUUACCUGACUCUUGGCGGAGCCUAUCAUAACUUUCAUCAUGCAUUUCCUUACGACUACUCCGCGAGUGAGUUCGGUGUCAAGAGCUUUAAUGUCUACUCGGCUUUCAUUGAGUUCUUUGAACGGAUCGGAUGGGCAUAUGAUCUGAAGAAAGCGCCACAAAAUUUGGUCGAUAUUCGCAGACAAAGAACUGGUGGCGAAUCUCUGUCUUUAAUCUAUGUACAUAUUGGAGCCAUUUAUGGAGUAUAUCUGUGUAUUACUUCAGCCAAAUGGCAGACUAUUGUUAUGAUUUAUAUAUUGGGGGUUGCGUCAAACAUCGGCACAUUGACGGCAUCGCACCGGUACGGCACACAUAAGGCAUUUAAGGCGAGAUGGCCGCUCAGAGUCAUAUUAGUUGUCUUACAAACACUUUCGGGUCAAAAGACGCUGAUAGAGUGGGCCCGGGAUCACCACACCCACCAUAAGUACGAGGGAACCAACGCCGAUAUAGUGAACAUAAACAGGGGUUUCUUUUACGCACACAUGGGUUGGCUUAUGAUUAAAAGACAUCCCGAUUGCGAGCAAAAGAGACAACACAUUGAUGUCGACUAUCUCUGGUCGGACCCUAUCGUACGCUUUCAAUACAAUUAUUACGAGCCAUUGGUUGUCAUCUUUUGUAUCAUUAUUCCCACAAUAAUUCCCAUCUAUUUAUUCAACGAAACACUCGUUAAUAGUUAUCACUUGUGUUUCCUCAUACGUUAUGCAUAUACCCUUCAACUGUCCUUUUGUGGUAAUUCAUUGGCGCACACCAACUAUGGUAGCCGACCCUAUGACAAAUCCAUGACUUCUGUUCAUAACGACCCUCUAAUUUAUGCCACUUUAGGAGGCGCUUAUCAUAACUACCAUCACGUCUAUCCAUGGGAUUACUCUGAAAGUGAGUUCGGAUGGGACGUCAACUUCAAUGUAAACACAGCUUUCAUUGAUUUCUUUCACGCCAUCGGUUGGGCUUAUGAUCUAAAGAAAGCUCCAAAAGAUAUCAUUGAAAAACGAAAACAAAGGACAGGAGGACCAGAAAAC